AUAAAAGCACACAUACUAUAUUUACAGCCCAAGCAUCUCUUUCUGAGUCUCUGUGUGUGUGGCUGUCUAAUCAUCUCUUUCUCUCUCCAAAGUUUUGUUCCAAACAUGAGUAGUGAGCAGGUUCUCUCAGUUGAAGUUACAGAAAAUAACGCUGGCUCAUUUCCUAUAGGUGUUCGAAUCUUGGUUGUGGAAAGUGAUCCUACAUGCCUCAGAAUUGUGUCAAAAAUGCUUCAGGCAUUUGGAUAUGAAGUCACAACUGCUACACGAGCCACUGAUGCAUUGCGCAUUUUAAGGGAGAAAGAAGAUGAAAUUAACCUGAUUUUGACAGAAACUCAUUUGCCUGAUAUGGAUCAAUACGAGAUCCUUGAGACUGUGGGAAAAUUGUCUUCUUUACCCAUUGUUGUUUUUUCAGCUGAUAACAAUGAGAGCGCUAUGUUAGGCUGCCUGUAUAAAGGGGCUGCACUUUAUCUUAUGAAGCCAGUCAUCAAGAACGAUGUAAAAAACCUUUGGCAGUUAACAUUUAGAACAAAAAUAAAGAAAGCUGUAUCUGGUGAAGGAUCAAACAGCUUUCAUGGGGGGUCAUCAGAGGAGAAUGCUUCAAGUUUGACUGGAGGGAACCCAUCAAGUACCAUGGGGAUGACUGAUCAAAAGGGAAAAAGAAAGGAGCUAGAAGAGACAGACAAGGAUGACAAAGAUAAUAAGAAUUUGACUGUUCCAAAGAAGCAAAAGCUUGUUUGGACUAAUGAGCUGCAUAACAGAUUCUUGCAAGCUAUCAGGAUAUUAGGCAUUGAUGGUGCCCAUCCAAAGAAAAUACUUCAGCACAUGAAUGUCCCAGGGCUAAAGAAAGAAAAUGUUUCAAGCCAUUUACAGAAAUAUCGUCUUUACUUGAAGCGGGAACAAGAUGCAAUGCAGAAGACCAUGAUUAGAGAUUGCCAUCCUUCAUCAACUUUUAAUCUACAAGGAGGGUUCUCCCAAUACACAAACUCUCAAUUCUUCAUGACAGCAUCUCAAUCAGAAUACAGAAACAAUUUCCAGAAUAAUCUCAGUAGUCCCAUGUCUGCUCAUUCCCUUGGUUCUGUGCAUUCUCCUACACAUGUGAACUCAAACUAUAAUGGCAUAUUGAUUCCUAACUAUGGGCAAGUGGCUUCACAAAGCAAACAGCUAUACACGUCUUACCCCAAUUCCAAUCAUACUGAAAUUAUGACUGUUACUGAUGGGAACUUUUCAAGUUUUGGUCAGAAGGGAAAUCAUAGUGUGGAAGAACAUCUCAAUCAAGGAACCGCUCUGUCCAAUAUCGGAACUCAUGGCCCAACAUUCCUGGGCAACUCUCAGCAGCAGGUUCAGUUUCCAUUGCCACAGCCUCAACCACUGCCAGAGAAAGAAGAUGAAUCUGACAUUCUUGAUAUUGCAACAGUGGAAGAGCUUGAGUUGUUGUUGAUGGAAAAAGAGUUCCUUGAAGAUCCUAAUAAUGAUCUCUGGCUUUGAAGUGGCCCUCGACUCCAAAGUUGGCUUUGGUGCUUUAUAACAUGGAGAGCAAGAUCCCUGAAAACUUUGAAUCUGGUCACGGGUGACUGACGACGCAGCAGACACUGGCCAAAGGGUUUCAAUUGUUGGAGACGUUAUCUGAAUUUGACUGUUUGCUGAGGCAUUUAGUUUUACAGUUAAUAAUCUGUUAAAAUACUGUUAUCUGGUUGCUUUUUCCUUGUUUGCAAUGCCAAUAAAUUAAUAACUGUCUGUUGUUAUUUUGUUGCUCCUUUCCUGUUUGCAAUGUCAUAAACUAAUCUCCCUGUGUGGCGAUUUUUUUUUUUUUAAAUAACUGGAUAUUUGUAGC
Molecule: messenger RNA, 1831 nt
Organism: Populus euphratica (Euphrates poplar)
Lineage: Eukaryota; Viridiplantae; Streptophyta; Magnoliopsida; Malpighiales; Salicaceae
Product: two-component response regulator ARR14-like
Exons: 6
Coding region: 106-1485 (459 amino acids)
Biological process (GO): phosphorelay signal transduction system; cytokinin-activated signaling pathway
Molecular function (GO): DNA binding
Source: RefSeq, a predicted model, not a curated record